UCCGUAGCGUGAGCAAUGCAAUUUUAUUGUGAAAAAAAAGUUUGUUAAAAUUCAAUUGAAAAUUAAAAUAUCUGUUAAAAUAAUUCUAGUUUGUUUUUUUAAAAUUAGUGUAAAUAGGAUUAAUAAUAAAUUUAUAAAAGUAUUUUUUGCAUUAAAAAAAAAUAAUGUAUUGAAUAUCAUAUAAAAUCAAUGAAUAUUUCUUGACUUUAAUAUUGUUGAAAUAAUGAAACUUAAUUUAUUUUCGUGUAUUACGAAUAGUGAUGAGAAAAAAAGUGAAAAAGCGUACAGUUACGAUGUGAAUAAGCAACAUGGGAGUCAAGCUUUACAAUUUAUUGCAGCAAUCAGUGCGUGCAUCUCAGGAAUUGGAUUCGGUGCAUGUGAAACAUGGACAUCGCCAGCUCUGCCGUAUCUAAAGAGCAAGAAAUCCGAAUUUCCGGUCUCUGUCGUUCAAGGCUCAUGGAUAGCAUCAUUAUUCAGUCUCGGUGGAAUUUUUGGCUAUCUAAUCUAUCCACUUCUUGUAAAUCGAAUAGGACGGAAAAAUUCUCUACUUUUAUUUUCCCUACCGCAAAUAAUUGGAUGGAUGACGACAAUAUUUGCAAAAAAUUACAUUACUCUCUAUAUAUCGCGUGUAAUCAGUGGAAUUGGUUAUUGUUCAUCGCUUGGAUUAUUGGUGAUUUAUCUUGGUGAAAUUGCCGACAAGGACAUUAGAGGAAUUUUAUUAUUUAUUAUAAAAAUUUCCUAUGACAUUGGUAUUCUUGUUGUUGCAGUGGCAGGUGCUUUUUUAUCAUAUAACAAAAUGAAUUGUGUAAUGCUUACAUUGCCAAUAUUUUUCCUCGCUACUUUUCUAUUUAUGCCAGAAACACCAUAUUAUUAUCUUUUGCGUGGUAAUGAUAAAAUGGCAAUAAAAAGUUUAAUGAAACUUCAAGGUUUCAAGAAUUCCGAUCAAGUUAAAGUUGAAAUUGAACGAAUGAAAUUGGCAACGCAUGAUGAAAAUUUACAUAAGGAAAAUAGUUUAUGGAAAUUGUUUAAGCAUAGAAAACAUCGUAAGGCAUUAAUGAUUGCACUAUGUGCUGAUAUAACUAAAGUAUUUUCUGGCUAUUUUGCCAUUUUAACUUAUACACAAACUAUUUUUCAAUAUAAUAAAUCAUCACUUGAUCCAAAAUAUGCGACAAUUAUUAUGGUGGUUGUGAAAAUAAUUUCUGGAUUAAUUGCCUCGCAGCUCAUUGAUUCUGUUGGUAGAAGAAUUUUGGUUAUUUUCUCGGGAAUAUUUGCAUCAAUAUCAUUGGGUAUUGUUGGAACAUUUUAUUAUUUACAAUAUUUGCGAGUUGAUUUUUUACCCAUGAUUAGUUGGUUACCACUAUUUGGUUUAACAUGUUUUGAAGUGUUUUGCGCUUUUGGAGUGAGUCCCAUGCCAUUUGUAUUGCUUGGAGAACUUUUUCCAACUGAUGUUAAAGGACCGGCGACUGCAUGUGUCACAAUAAUCACGGAAUUUUUACUUUUUAUUGUCACAUUUGGUUUUGAGGUACUCAAUAAAGCGGAGGGUAUUUACACGAGUUUUUGGAUAUAUACUGUUUGUUGUUUCAUUGGAUCGAUAACAUUAUUUUUUGUCAUGCCUGAAACGAAAGGUCGAAAUCUCGAGGAAAUUCAACAUAUUCUAAUGGAGAAACGAAAAUCUCCCAAAACGCCCGCACUCUAAAGUUAUUAAUUAUUUAUAAUUAAAUAUGUGACCGAACAAUGUAGUGGGCAAUACAUUUCUUUAAGUUUGAACAAAUUUUGCAAAAAAAAAAAAAUAUAUGUUUUUAAAAUUUAAUACCUUUUUCGGUUACUCUAUUGUAUAUAUCAUAAUAAUGCGAAUUUAUAGAAUUUCCGUGAAAUUCUAAUUAAUUUUUGUAAAAAAAGUAAGAAACAAUUUUCUAAUCGAGCGAUUAGAAAUAAUCCAAUGAUGAGUGAUUGCAUUUUUUCAAUAAUAAAUGAUAAAUAAAUAAAUGUGUGAAAGAACAAAUUUUUAAUAAUAAAAAUCAAGAAUUUGUGAUGAUGUUAAAGACUUCGCGAGAAAAUAUUUAGGAUUGUAAAUCUUGAAAUAUAUUAUAUUCUAUCCUUAUCCAUUUUA
Leptopilina boulardi is the source of this 2110-nucleotide messenger RNA. Its product is annotated as facilitated trehalose transporter Tret1-like. Gene Ontology annotation, molecular function: transmembrane transporter activity. The record is from RefSeq and is a predicted model, not a curated record. Gene Ontology annotation, cellular component: membrane. Gene Ontology annotation, biological process: transmembrane transport. The transcript has 2 exons. Lineage: Eukaryota; Metazoa; Arthropoda; Insecta; Hymenoptera; Figitidae. The coding region runs from base 224 to 1696 and encodes 490 amino acids.